Colossoma macropomum (tambaqui) is the source of this 5496-nucleotide messenger RNA. RefSeq names its product nuclear receptor binding SET domain protein 2 (gene nsd2). Gene Ontology annotation, biological process: regulation of DNA-templated transcription. Lineage: Eukaryota; Metazoa; Chordata; Actinopteri; Characiformes; Serrasalmidae. Gene Ontology annotation, molecular function: protein binding; histone H3K36 methyltransferase activity. The record is from RefSeq and is a predicted model, not a curated record. The transcript has 24 exons. Gene Ontology annotation, cellular component: chromatin; nucleus. Bases 254 to 4711 code for a protein of 1485 amino acids.
GCCCUCCUUCGCUCAUUCCUGCAGGCCGCCCUGUUUCACUAAGCGACGGACUUUUUCAAAAUAACAAAAACAAACGACCUAAGAAGAGUAUUUGUUUAGUGCGGGUUACAGGCUGGGUAGUUUCGCGCCUCUAUUUGCGCGUUUCUAAAGAUGCUCUGCGGCGAGUGGAGAGAGCGGAGUGCUGCAGUGUUUGAAAAGGCCGGUUGAAUUCUGCCGCUGCCGCCGACCAAUCGGGAGCCCCUGAUUGGCAGUGAUGGAUAGUAAGGGGAGGUCUCUGCCUGCAAUGCCUGAGCCAAAGAACCCCGCCAGUAUGAAGCAUCUCUCCGGUUCACCAGGUGGAUGUACGGGACGUGGUGAUGGAAGCACAGAUCCCACCCUUCUGUUAGAUAAAGCAGCCGCUCAGCUGGCAGCCACCCCCCAAGAAGGUGUUCUACAGAAGAUGAGUAACCACAACCACACACAUGGUCAUAACCAUGCUCAUGAGCGUCUGAAGGAUCUGACCUCUCGCUUGUUAAAUGGUGAUCAAGAUAAAAUCCCAAAGCUCUGUGCUGCCUCUGCUACACCCCCAUUCCUUAAAGGAGUGGAGCCUGGCCCUCAGCAUGGCAGUCCCCAGAGAAAAUCUGAAUCAUCUCCCGAGCUUACACUCAAAAUAACCAAACAUUUGGCCAAUGGGAAGUCGUCGCCCCCAAGCCGCUAUGACUCUAGCUAUGGAGAAGAAGCGACAGAGGAACCAAAUGCAGCUUUGAGCCUCUCUGAGGGCAUUAUGGGUUCUCCAGAUUCUAGAAAAGAAGGGAGGAAGAGGAAGAGGGGACCUGUAAAGAAGAGAAUGCCACCAAGGCACCCUAUUGUGGCUGCUGCUAUUGUCCCUGAAAGAUCCUCUGUCAUGCACACCACCAUAGAGCCGUUUGACAAGGCCCCAGAGUCACCUGGCUUCGCCCCUGAUGCAGAAGUUCUGACUGCUGAGUCUCAUGACGUGGCUAACACUGAUGUACCUGCCUGUGUAUCUCCACUACUUGAUGUGCCCACAUCAGCAGCUGAGGAGGACACUUAUAUGCAAGGUGUGAAUGAAGUAAAGGGGGCACCUACUGAGGACCAACCUCAUGUGCAGUUUUCUGUGGGAGAUAUUGUCUGGACUAAAGUGUCUGGAUACCCCUGGUGGCCAUGCAUGAUCACUACAGACCCAGAGUUUAACCUUCACUUCAGGCAGAAAGCAGCAAACAGCAGGGCAGGGUUAUUGUACCACAUACAGUAUUUUAGUGAUGCUCCAGAGAGAGGAUACAUUGCUGGGAAGAAUAUGGUCAAAUUCUCUGGAAAAGAGCAGUACCAGUUACUCUGUCGCAGCAGCAAACAAACCAGUGCCCAUUUUGCUGGCAAAAAGCUGUCAAUCCCACGUAAGCUGCGGACACCAUGGGAGAUGGGUAUCUCCCAUGCAACAGAAGCUCUAACUUUAUCUGUAGAGGAGCGACUGGCCAAGUUCAGCUUCACAUACGAGGGUGGCCUGCCACAGUUUAACUCUCGCAUGCUAAAAGUGCUGCAGCAGCAUCGUGAACAGGAACAGCCACAGCAGGGUCAUGGAAAAUUUCCUGAGACAGCUAGCCUCACUCCCCCAGACUCUACCCAGUCCAGCCCCAUCACUGUACAGACUCCCAGCAGCCCUCUCCCUUUCACCUGUCCCACCGACAGCACUUCAGCAGGGAAAAUGCCCCUUGUCACUAAAGCACCUAAGGCAUCAGCCAAGAGAAGGCAAUACAAUCGGCACAACACUUCUGUGAGGAGGAGAAAGAAAGUAGUGAUGCCUGUCGUAGUUCUCCCUCACACUGACUCUACUGUACAGGAUAUCCCUGUUGCCCUAUAUAAACAAGAGCCUAAAAAUAAGACCAAUUCUGGAAAACUGUCUAAAGAGGCAUUGCUGAAACAGGAUAUCUUCUUUGCUGACUUUGACCCCCAGCUAAAAGCACCUCAGAAGAAACAGGGAAAACUCAGGCAGAAGUUUCCAGCUGCGCCAAACUCUCUAAAAAACAAGAAAAUUAAGGCGUCUGCUAGAAUUGAAAAUGCUGAAAAUCUAAACACAGAACCAGCAAAACCAGUGAUCAUAGAUGGAACAUUGGGCAAGAUGAGGAGAAAACCUAACAAGGACAUGGCAGAUGCUGGAUCUAGAGGCAAGAACGUGGCCUUAAAGCGUGCACUAGAGGAGGCUGAGGAGGAAGAGCCCCAUCCCAAGAAGAGAGCUAAGCUGGCGGAGGGUUUAAAACGACGCAAGAACCGAAAGGCACAGACUACUGAGUCAGUUGCCAAUGUAAAAAGGAGAAAGAAACCAAAUUCUGUCAUGGAGAAAAGGAAGGGAUUCAGAACACCAGCCUCAGGAGCAGAGCCUCAUGCCAAGGCCAAACGUGUUAGGAAGAGGAAGAAGGACUCCGGUAACCGAUCAAUAUCUGUUUCAUCCAAGAAGCGCCGCCCUUCAUCUCAGCUAGAGCUAGAGACUUUGUGUGAAGAGAGACCUGAUUCCCCCAGUGACAGUACUGAUGAGGCCCACACAAACAAGAAGGCAGAACGUGCAAAAAAAGAGAGCGUGUGUCAGAUUUGUGAAAAGACAAGUGAGGACUUGGUGACAUGUGAGGGACAAUGCUAUGGUUCUUACCACCUGCAGUGUGUGGGUUUGGACCGGCCAACAGACAAGGUGCUUUGUACUGCUUGCAGGACAGGAGUGCAUGCAUGUUUCACCUGUAAGCAGUCUGAAGGGGAGGUGAAACGCUGCAGUGUUCUGCAUUGUGGUAGAUUCUACCAUGAGGCAUGUUUGCGUUUGAAUGCCUUGACUGUGUUUGAUAACCGAGGGUUCCGCUGCCCACUGCACACCUGUCUCAGUUGUCACUACAGCAGCCGCGGCACUGCAAAAGCCACCAAAGGAAAGAUGAUUCGCUGUCUGCGCUGCCCUGUGGCCUAUCACACUGGAGACCUGUGCGUAGCUGCAGGAAGCGAAAUGCUGACAUCUACUGCUAUUGUGUGUACUAAUCACUUCAACCCUAAGAAGGGCUACAGCCAUCACUCACAUGUCAAUGUCAGCUGGUGCUUCAUCUGCUCAAAGGGUGGCAGUCUGCUGUGCUGUGAGUCGUGUCCAGCUGCCUUUCACCCCGAUUGUCUGAACAUUGCCAUGCCUGAUGGCAGCUGGUUCUGUAAUGACUGCCGCUCAGGCAAGAAGCCCAAGUACAGGGACAUCAUCUGGGUCAAACUAGGCAACUAUAGGUGGUGGCCAGCAGAGAUCCGUCACCCCAGAAAUAUCCCUACAAACAUCCAGCAUCUGCGACAUGAGAUUGGAGAGUUCCCUGUUUACUUCUUUGGGUCGAAGGACUACUUCUGGACCCACCAGGGCCGUGUGUUCCCUUAUAUAGAGGGAGACAGGGGAAGCAGGCACCAGAGAAAUGGCAUUGGGAAAGUCUUCAAGAAUGCCCUGCUGGAGGCUGAGGCUCGAUUUAAACAGAUAAAGAUGGAAAGAGAAGCUAAAGAGGCCCAGGAGAACAACAAGAAACCUCCUCCAUAUAAAUACAUCAAGAUCAACAAACCAUGUGGGCGCGUCCAGAUUUACACAGCUGAUAUCUCAGAGAUUCCCAAGUGCAACUGUAAGCCAACCGACGAGCGCCCCUGCAGCUUUGAGUCAGAGUGCCUGAAUCGUAUGCUUCUGUAUGAGUGCCACCCUCAGGUGUGUCCGGCUGGAGAGCGCUGCAUGAAUCAGGACUUCACCAAACGCCUCUAUCCUGAGACCAAGAUCUUCCGCACAGCCGGCAAGGGCUGGGGCCUCUUCACUCUACGAGAUAUCAAAAAGGGCGAGUUUGUGAAUGAGUAUGUAGGGGAGCUGAUUGACGAGGAGGAGUGUAGAGCCAGAAUUAAAUAUGCCCAGGAGAACGACAUAAUUAACUUCUACAUGCUCACUAUUGAUAAGGACCGGAUUAUAGAUGCAGGGCCUAAAGGGAAUUACUCUCGCUUCAUGAACCACAGCUGUCAACCCAACUGUGAGACUCAGAAGUGGACUGUGAACGGUGACACCCGUGUGGGGUUGUUCGCUGUUUGCGACAUCCCAACCGGUACAGAGCUGACAUUUAACUACAAUUUGGAUUGUCUGGGAAAUGAGAAGACAGUCUGUCGCUGUGGUGCGCCCAACUGCAGCGGUUUCUUGGGGGACAGACCCAAGAUUGCGCCGUCUUCAGAGUCGAAAGCGAAGCCACAGAAGAAGAAGCCUCGGAAGCGACGUGCCCGGAAUGAAGGGAAGAAGCAGUCUGAAGACGAGUGUUUCCGCUGUGGUGAUGGAGGAGAGCUGGUCCUGUGUGAUAAGAAGGGCUGCACCAAAGCCUACCACCUUUCCUGCCUGGACCGCACCAAAAGGCCGUUCGGUCGCUGGGAUUGCCCCUGGCACCACUGUGAUGUGUGUGGAAAGCCCUCUGAUGCCUUCUGUCAGCAUUGCCCCAACUCCUUCUGUAAGGCCCACGAAGAGGGUGCGCUGCGCCCACACCCCAUCACAGGCCAGCUGUGCUGCCAAGAGCAUGACGACUCAGAUCUGCAGGCUUCAAUGGAGAACAGCAAGGAGCUUUCCAGCACCUCUCAACCUCUUCUGCCUAAAAAAACAGCUAAACGCGGCCGCAAGGCUGGGACCAAGAACACCUCCAAUAGAGCUGCCAAUAAGGGCCCCAAGAAAAGCUCAAAAAAGGCAGCCGAAGUGUAAAGCUGGUAAGACUACCCUUCCUCUCCCCUCCUGUCCCCUCCCCUCCCCUCCAUGGCCUGCCCGCCCUCUACUCAUGAUUCAGUGGUAUUGACGUCGUCUUGACUGUUCUCCAAAACUGCAAGCACUGUGUGUGUCUGAUCAGGGAAGUAUGUGAACACUGUAGAGCUCCAUGGAGCUGCCACAUCAGGUCCCCCCACGCACUCAACCUCCUCUCCGAAUCGAGUGUGCGCACACUGAAAAACACACUCAUGCACACUUGUGUCGAUGUGCGUUCAACACAGAGCCAACAGACCAAACAGCCUCAUUACUACACAGCAUUACCGACGCCAAACUUGAAUCUUUUUACGCCUAUUUUAAUCUUUGAGAUAGAUGCCUUUUUUUUUUUUAACAGUAGAUAUGUAUAUGGAAAUGUAUAUGAAAGACCAAAAUUAUAAUAAUACUGGAAUUAUUGAUAGUAACAGAUGCCAGUGAGGAGUUUUUUUGUUUUUUGUCUUUUUUUUAUUGUUUUAUAAUUUUUUUUAAAUAACCAAUGGUAUCGUUAAAUUUAAGACACUAUGGAUAGCCCUUGAAUUACUUUUUUUUUUUUAUAGUCAAUUAUAGAAUGCAUUUAACUAUAGAGCAGCAUAUUUUUAGCACAUUUUUGUUAGCUCAUUUUUUUGAGUUUACGUAACAGGCUAGAAUGUUAAGUCUCUGUGAAAUCUACCUAUUCAGAGUUUUAAAAAAGGCACAGUAAAUUCAGACAGGGCGCUUCUGUGAUAUUUGGGUGAAAUAAAGCUUUUUAAAGC